Messenger RNA from Helicoverpa zea (corn earworm), 838 nucleotides. RefSeq lists its product as uncharacterized. Lineage: Eukaryota; Metazoa; Arthropoda; Insecta; Lepidoptera; Noctuidae. The record is from RefSeq and is a predicted model, not a curated record. The transcript has 4 exons. The coding region runs from base 74 to 718 and encodes 214 amino acids.
UAUAUAAGCCCAGUAAUCCAUCACAUCAAGCAACUUCAUCAACUGGAGGACACGAGGAACUAAGAGAACCAAAAUGGCUUCUUUCAAAAAUAUCUUUUUCCUGGCUCUUCUGGUCCCUUCAACCAUAAUCUUGGCACAAGAGCCAAGUUCGAAUGGAUCGGAUAGCUCCAGUGAAACGACCAUAGCGCCCUCUCAGGGCAGCAGCGAGCCACCACCAGCAUCAGCAGCUUCGGGAUCCUUCGACCACUUCGCCUUCAAACUCCCUAAAUUCGGCUGGCCACAAAUACCUGGAUUCGGCGAAGGUGAAUCUCGUCACAAGAGGUCUGCUGAGUCCCCCGAUGCAGAACACGCUCGCCAGGACCAACUUUUCUUCCGUCGUGUCGUAAGAUGCAACUACGCAACUGAGGGUGGCUUCAGAUGCACCGGCUGCCACACAGCCCGUCGCUGCUACCCCUUCAACAUCGGCACUACCACAACCUGCAGUGGCAUGCUCCCCUACUGCAGAAACGGCUUCUGCUCCGCUACUAAAGGCCCUCUCUGCACAACUACUACUACGUCGACUACCGGCUCAACGUCGACCACGGAUUCUACUUCUACUGACUCUAGUUCCUCGAGUUCCUCAAGUUCCUCGUCCAGCUCUUCAAGCUCUUCCAGCUCAUCGAGCUCGUCGAGCUCGUCAUCUUCGAGUACCAGCACUUCUACCACCAAGAGCCAAUAAGCUUGAGAAGUUCUUGGAAACCACAAUAUAUGCGAACCAACAUGGAAACGGAAUUGCCUUUUAUAUAUCUAUGAUAUUAUUUGCGUGCUUAUAACCAAUAAACAUUGAAUUUGAAUCAUU